Molecule: messenger RNA, 3843 nt
Organism: Durusdinium trenchii
Lineage: Eukaryota; Dinophyceae; Suessiales; Symbiodiniaceae
Source: the annotation of a GenBank genome assembly
AUGCCUCCUAAGAAGAAGGCCCGCGUUGCACGUAGUGCCUUGGAGGAGCCACUUCCUUUGGUCCAGUCCCAUUUGGACCAAUGGCUUCAGACCGUCUAUAGCAAGCGGCACGCUAAGCCUGAUGAUGGAGAUGACAUGGAUUGGCCUGUGCUUCAUGGAGGGACAUUCAUGGAGAUUGCAGCUCGAGCUUGGGAAUCUCCAGAGAGGCUGGUGACAGCUGCCUUCAAGGUUUGCAGAAAGGCAGGGUUGGUCCCAGAUCAUAGCAGCCUGGAAGACUGGCAAGGCCAGUUUUGCCGCCUGGAGGACUGGCCGCCUACACCUGGAAAGAUUUCUCCUACAAGCAUCUUGAACUGGUCGAUGCACCCAGCGUCCUUCUGGCGAGGCUUUGUUCCUAUGUCUGAAGUGCUAGGCAUCGCUCGAUCUAUCGCGGUGAGUCGCUUCCGGGAGGGAGAGAUGCUGAGCAUUCGGAUGAAUCCGGACAUUGAUGCGAGCGACGAGCAGUUCAAGCAGCACCAGGUGAACUUGCUUUUCUGCGACGAUGGCUCUCAGAAGGGUUUGGCGGCGUUCCUCAACUUGGUGGGCCUUGCGAGCCUUGAGCCGAAGCUGGCCCCGGAGGAGUUCCAAGACUCCAAGGUGCAAGCUCUUUUGGUGAGCCUCCUGCAAAUCCCGAGCAUCAUGAAGCAGGAGGCCAACAGCGCACUGGACAGCCAGAUCUUGCGCAUCAUCAAGCAGAACCAGGACGCGCAGGCGCAACCAGUGUCUUCCUUUGGUUGGGCUUUAUUGCUGAGGAGCAUGACUGGCUUGAGCGAGGAGGACUCAGCCGGUGGUGGGUCGAUCAAAAUCGACAACAGAAAAGCUGCGGCCAUCAAGUCUUGGAUGGAACGGUGCUCCCCAGCAGUUCUUAGCUUGGUGGAGGUCUCCCAGCAUGACAUCCCAUUCAACGCUGGGCCCUUCGGUGAAAGCCUGGCCAUGGUGCCGUGGCUUUUCCUCGACAGCACAUCGCCUGUUGCUCUUUCAGCAAAUGCAGGGUCUGGGCUUGCGGCUCUGGAUGGGGAAGCCGUGGUCAGUGUGGAUUGGCUUUUGACAAUGACCCCUGAAGCGCAGAUCAUUCUUUUUGAAAGGAUCCAGUCAGACUUCAAUAGCGCGACUGCUUUAGUCGAAGUGCGCGCGAAGAAGAAGUACAGAGCAGCGCCAGCAGAUCUUGUGGACAUCCGCAACACUAUUGUCCUGUGGACCCAAGUCAGGGGGCUAUGCGAGCACUCCAUGGAUGCCAACGACUUUCAGCAAAAGCUUGCCUCAGGCAAUCUAGUGGACGACCAGAUAGCAGAAAUCCUUGUGCAGCGGCCGAAUAGCUUUGCUGUCAGCAUGUUGCCCAGCCAACGGGCUCAGAUGCAAAAGGCUGCUGAAGCCAAAGAACAAGCAGUUUGCUCCGAGGUCGAAACGCAGCGUGUAGAGUUGCGAAAUGCCAGGUUUCAAUUCCUGAAGGCUGCUUUGCUGCGGGAUCAGGUUCAACUACAGAGGCUUGAAGCAGUUCCGACAAAGCUGGCCGCUUUGCAGCGCAGAGUAGAGGCAAAAUGGAGAGAGGAGGAAGCCUACAAGGGCGAGAGAGCUGUCCAGCAGUAUUGCAAGUAUUUGAGAGUGGAGCGCGUGGACAAAAUUGAAUUCAUUGUGGGUCCGUUCAGGGACUUUGUGACCUUUGUUGUCCUCUGGCGUGGUUUAUUUUGUAAUAUUUUGUCUGGUGGACGCGGGACCCAAUUUUAUGUGUUGUGCCAAGUGUCGGUUUCUUUGGAGCCAGCGUUGUUCUCAAUUUAUAUGGCCUCGCAGGCCAAGCUCCACAACGUGCCUCUCGAUCGCGUCCAUAUCGUGGCGUAUUGCGACUUCAACGUGCCCAAUGCUGCCAGCCGGACCAGAACCCAGGAUUUGGCCAAGGCGAUGCACAUGGUGUUGCAGCACAAUGCGUCGAGGAAUGUUGGACUCGCUGAUUUUCCAGACGCGGCGAAAGCUUCAUCGAAGCGAGGUCUGGCAGAUGAGGAAGCGGAUAUCCAGACGGCGUUUUGGAGCAUGAAGCUGAAUCUGGACAACAGAUUCGUGCUGCCGUUUGAUCUGCAUCCAUCUGGAGAAAGUCUGGCCAAAAGGAGGACCGGGGUCGGUCUAUCGAGUUUUGAUUUUGCUUUCACUAGCAUUGCAUGUCUCAGUGUGAUGAUAUGCGAUGACUUUUCUCUUGAGAGGCGCUGGUCGAUGGGCCGAUUGGUAGUCCCCAAUGAGCUAGUGGACGACAACGUGUUUUUGAAUUGCUCUGAACUCAGUACAGCUGGGAGGCCCAUGUAUGCCGACAAGGUAUUGCUUCCUCGGCAAAGGGAUCUGGUGCUUCCAGAGUCCACUGACGCUAGCAGUGACUUGCGGCUCGCAGAGCGGGCUCGCCCAUCGCCAGAGCAGUUGCGGGCGCAGAAGGGACGAAGCAGAGUCACCGCCAUGCUGCGCAGUUUGCUCACGAUGUCUGAGUACACGUUCGACGGCCCUGUCGUGCUGGUGAAUUUCACGGGGUACGUAGAAGAUGUGGGGCUAUCAGUGUUGGAUAUGAAGACGACCUGUGUAGAUUCAAUGCCUGCUGGCUUCGAUGUCAAGAACAAGCUCCACUAUCUUUCCCUUCAUUUUUUGGAGAGCUCGGACUUUGGCCAGAUGAGGCUGUUUCGGGAGGUCACUGAGCUGUGGAUGGACGGAAAGCUCAAGAUCCCUGGCUUUGAGUUUUGUAGUGAGCCUCCUUCGGUCCCGCCUGACGAGCUGGCAAAGGUUCCUGGCGCAGACAUUGUGACAGGUGGCUUUGACAAGCUCACCUUGGAAGUGCUGGUCCGUGAUGGAAGCAGGGUCGUCUUGAAACCAGACGAAGUGAAAUUCUGGCGCAGUAUCCCAGAUGCUUUUGGACAGGAGUUCGAGACUUUGCUCAAGAACCACGAGUCUCGGUAUGCCUCAUGCCUGACAACUAUUAUGAAGCCCGGCGGAUCUUUCAAUCAAGCAGAGGCCCCUGAUCAGGAAGAGCCACAGGGUGCGCCGGAGCGCAAAGAUGUUGUCCUUGCGGCAAAGGAGUGGGAGAGCCGCGAGAUCUUAGAAAAGGAGGACCCCAUCGAAGACCGCGUGGUUUCGGAACUUGCCAACGUGCAUUUGCUGCGUGGCAAAUCUGGUGGGAUCUACUUGCUCUUUGAACCCAAAGAAGAACAGAAGGAGAAGAUCGUGCCGAAGAAGACUCAACUUGGUGGGUUUGGCACCGGAAGCUACGCGAAAGUGGAAGAUCCUCAGCCGGGGGUUUUGUUUGAGAUGGGCAAAGGUGACGCCACUUGGGUGCAAUUUGACGAAAGCUCUCUCAAAGCUGAUUCAACAAACAUCGAGACAUGGUCGCUGUACAAGAUGAUCGUGCAAAUUGAAAAGCAAAAGCGGCUCGCCAGAGUGCCUGUGUCCUUCCUGAAGGUCACGCGCAAGUCAGACGACAAGAGCCUUGACGGCUUUGAGGUGCAGGUGGCGCAGAAGAUGAAGUAUCAGCCACAGGAGGCAAAAAACGCCAAGAACUCGCGCAAGAGCUUCUUCCGUGGAAGCUGUGACCAAGUGGCUCAGAGUGAGAUCAUCCAAUCGGUCUUCCGAUUUCGCUAUGAGCAGGUGGGGACCAAUUGCAAGGUGCAAAAGCCAUAUGUGGUCACGAGUGUACCGUUGAAGCUGGUGGCUGGACACCCAAUGAAGGCACGGUCGUUGUGUUUUCCAUGUAGUAGGCUGAACCUUGGCAAGUUACUUUUUCGAUUUUCUAGCUUUGGAGGUAGCCGGAUGAAGACAGCUCGAGUCACAAGUGAGUGCUGA